UCAAUAUGGCGGCGUGUUCAAUUUCUACUGAACAGGAGUCAAAGUCGAUGUGCAAGGCGUCGCCGAAAUCAGACAGGAUUUUAAAGUGUUCAUAUCCUUCAGUAGUCGACAGGUAUUUUAGGAGAGGGUACAAAAUAGAUGUAAAUGGCAGGCCUGGUGAAGAUUUGUGUAUUCUCCAGCAUUCGAACAAAGUUAUCAUAGUUACGAUUGCUGAUAGCCAUCCACUCAUCAAAAAUAACAAGACAAUCAAGAAUGUGACAUUCCAAGUAACCAAAAACCUCAACAGAAUGGACAACAAAGUUUCAGGAAAGGGAAAAAAGGGUGGGCAGUGGGUGAAUGAGACAGGACCUCUGUGCAUCAUUACCUGUGACGAUGACUCGCAAUAUACGAUUUACAGCUGUGUCAAUGGAAAAUUAGUUGAAGUGAACGAGAAACUUCUUUCAGUGCCAAACUUAAUCAAUGAAAAGCCCAGUACAGAUGGUUUCAUCUCAAUCAUUCUUCCAAAAUUUGGUAAUAGUGAUCCACAAAUGGAAAAACUUCUAACAAAAGACGAGUAUGAGAAAGAAAUAUUGAACAGGGCACAAGAAGAUAAAAACAGCUAAUAAUUACUGCUCUUAAAUUACGAAUGACAUUUCAGUGCUAAGCAUGCCCCAAAGUCAAGCAUUUCUGCCAUUCCAGAACAGGUUACCAG
This is a messenger RNA of Saccoglossus kowalevskii, 691 nucleotides long. Its product is annotated as protein Abitram-like. Gene Ontology annotation, cellular component: lamellipodium; dendrite; filopodium tip. Lineage: Eukaryota; Metazoa; Hemichordata; Enteropneusta; Harrimaniidae. Gene Ontology annotation, biological process: dendrite morphogenesis; regulation of actin filament polymerization; regulation of filopodium assembly. Gene Ontology annotation, molecular function: actin monomer binding; actin filament binding. The record is from RefSeq and is a predicted model, not a curated record.